AAAACCUCAGUAGAAACUGAUUCACUUCAAAUGCAUCUACUUGUAAUAGCGCCAGUGAUGCUUCUGGUGAUGGGUGUGGAGGAGGAGCCACCCGUGCAGCGUCAGAUAGAUGCCAUCCGGGCCUUUCGCAACGUCUCCGACGACCUGCUGCUUGUGGACCUCAACACAUUCGUAACUGAGCACCGGCGUGUGCUAGAGAAACCCAAAUACUUUGAUCCCAGUGUUAAGGAGACCAAAAUAAAAACCCUCGACCUAAUGAAACAGGCCAUCUAUGGAACUCAGAUACGGCUGCGUGACCUCGACGGCGUGAUGGAGCGAUACAAAGAUAACCAAGCUUUCCAGAUGGCGUUUCUUUUCUAUCGGCUGGACCAGCUCAUCGUAGACAUGCGCCGUAUCUACACUUUGGCGCUCAACAAGCGGCUGCUCAAGCCCAUGUAUCAGCACAUCAUCUGGUACGAGCACCUCGCCAGAAAGCACGUUGACGUGCUGUAUUUAGUGCAGUUCGUGAUCGACACGCACGAGCGAGUGAUGAAGAAUAUCAACUUCGUCAUUCAGCCUAUGACGAGUCAAUGACCUUGAAUUUUCUUUACGAAAUAUAUUAACGAAAUGAAAACCUAACAACUUACGAUUAUUUUAAUAUUAAAUAAGCUAGAAAAUUCGAUCCACAAUUUCUUAUGCGAUUCAUAUUUUUUUGAUAAUGACUGUAUUCGUCUCCAAACGAGUUAUUCUUGUGUCAGAAAGAGAUAAAAGAGAAGAAAGUAUGUAUAAAUGGUAGUGGGAUAGAGAAUGGGAACGCACUUAUUUUUAAGAUCACGGGUGCAGUGCUCGCGAAUUGCAGCGCACAGUAUUGUUUUACAGUAAACUGAUUUCAAUGUUCACUUAAGGGAUUUUGGUAGUUCCCUGGUCUAGGUCACGUAUAAUCGUUGUUACGUAAAUAUGAGAUAGGUAUGGCGUAAAGAUACUUUUCGCUCAAAAAAUUAUAUAACUGAAGUAAGAUUAAGCCAGAGCGCUCACCGCGCGCGGAGCGAUGCAGUCGUAAGCGCGGCAACGUCGCUCGCUCGCUCGCUCAGUAUAGCGCGGGGCUCGCAUCGGGAGGCCGUGCCGCCCGAGUCAUGAACAACGACAAGAUGAACACACGCGAAUACCGCGAACGCCUCAUCGACGAAGUGAAGAAGAACCCGGUGCUUUACGACACGCGCCACGAGAACCAUCGUGACAUCGACGUGCGGGACCGUUGCUGGCUCGAGAUCUCCGAACGCCUUGGGGCCAACUGUGAGGUGUUAAAACGCGAAUGGAAGAUCUUGCGUGAUUCCCUUCGACAGUCGCUCAAAAAGAGCAACCGAGGCGGCACCACGAAGGCGGGCGCGCCUUGCAAGAAGUGGCGCUUUCAGUCUCGCAUGGCUUUCGUGCUGCCCUACAUGACUAUAAGAAGAAACCGACGUGUCAUCAAAGACGAUAUCAAGAUGGACGAGUCUGAAUUGCCGUCGGAUCAGGAACUGGAGACGGAGACGUGGGGAGCGGCGGAAGCACCGGAAGAGGGUGGCGAGCACGAGGCCUUGGAGCUGUUCUUCGCGUCAGUGUGCCAGAGCAGCAAGCGGCUUCCGCGGCGGCUACAAGCUACACUUAAAAGGCAGAUCCUGGACGCUCUGCUGCGCGCCGAAGAGCAGUGCGACGAUAAAGCUCCCCCCCACAAAUGGGACUCAGUCGCGUCUUAGGGCAACCGAGUUCUACUUAAACCUGUAACUUACUCAGAUCGAACAUACGUAACCGUCGCAUUUAGGACAAUUAAAUUGGUAGGUUUGUAUGCUGCGUUUUAGCAAUCUGAACUUCAUGAUUAUUUUUAGGUUACGUGUGUGAUCGCUGAAAGGACGAUGACGUGAUAAAGAUCCUUCUUCACUAAUAUAUUUAAUGAGACUGCUUUAACUUAGACAGGUAUCAUUAGUCAUUAGUUACAUUUUAUGUUUUAUAACUUGUGUGAUUUUUUAAAUGUAAAUAGAUAUAUGCA
This is a messenger RNA of Pieris brassicae (large cabbage white), 2005 nucleotides long. RefSeq lists its product as uncharacterized. Gene Ontology annotation, cellular component: transcription regulator complex; nucleus. Bases 1113 to 1715 code for a protein of 200 amino acids. NCBI's taxonomy places the organism in Eukaryota, Metazoa, Arthropoda, Insecta, Lepidoptera, Pieridae. The record is from RefSeq and is a predicted model, not a curated record. The transcript is spliced from 5 exons. Gene Ontology annotation, biological process: regulation of transcription by RNA polymerase II.